Charadrius vociferus (killdeer) is the source of this 1371-nucleotide messenger RNA. It is a transcript of the gene IL17REL, whose product is annotated as interleukin 17 receptor E-like. The record is from RefSeq and is a predicted model, not a curated record. NCBI's taxonomy places the organism in Eukaryota, Metazoa, Chordata, Aves, Charadriiformes, Charadriidae. The transcript is spliced from 16 exons. Gene Ontology annotation, molecular function: interleukin-17 receptor activity. Bases 1 to 1371 code for a protein of 456 amino acids.
AUGAUAAGUAUUCAUGUUCAGAUUCUUCUAAUAAUUCUUUUUUGGAAUUCUGAUUGUCAGAUUAUUCCCAGGAUUGAAGAAUGUGGACUUUCAUGUUCUCAGGGGAUUCAUUGUAAAAGCAAACCUUCCAGUGACAUUUUUAACAGCUUCUGCCAUGACGCUCCUGCGUCUUUAUCUUCUAUGGUACUGAAAAGCAUGAAGAUCUCAACAGUGAUGAAAUGUGUCCAAGGAAGCCCAUGCUCUCUCCAUUUAAACAUUAAAGGAACUCUGAGUCUGGAUGAAAAUGUCCGUGGGCUGGAAAUAUGUUCCCUUUCACUGGACACACAGCAAUCUCAGUGCACAAAUGUGAGAUUUGCUAGGAAAAAAAGCAAGAUGCUUAAUGGAAAGAAGGUGCAGGUACAAUUCAAUUGCAUUGAAGUCAAUGUAGCACAACACAUCUAUGUGACCAUGAAAACAGUACCAAAUUACUGUGAAGUCAAGCUGAGUCAGGAAUACUAUGUUGAAGAUUGCAGAAACAGUGAUGUGGGAAAACAUAUUCCAGCUUGUUCAGCUGGAAAGUUUGAUUACAAUGUGGACAGGGCAAGGAAAAUUAUAUCAGUGAAUGUAUCCAACUUUCUUAGAGACCAAGAUUAUUAUGUUCGCCUGUGCCACAAAUGGUUUACCUGUGAAGAUGUAGGGGCAUUUGCUGUGAUAAAAGGGAAGGAAUCUUUGAAAUCAGUUUCUCUGAAAUAUUCUCAGCUACUCCCUUGUCUUUGCAUUGAGGGUUGGCUGGCAAUUCCAGAUGCAAGGAGGAUACAACUUUGCCCCUUUGAAAAUGAUACGAAGGCGCUAUGGGACAAUAUUGUUUACAACCCAGCGACACAAACCCUAGCUUGGGAGCCAGCCUGUCCUGUGCUUGUCAUGGUUAACCUAUGCCGGUUAACGAAGUCUAAUGACUACUGUGAAGAUAUACAAAACUCUUCCAAAAAUUCUCCUGAGAAAGUUAAAUAUUCUCGUGUGGACACUCACCCAAGACUUUGCAUGAAGUUUACAACCAAGCAAGGCUCUUGGGUUAAAUGUCCAUUUGCUCAUGGAGAAUUUCCAGCUUGGAAGAUGAGAACUGCUGCAGUUGCAGAACAAAUACAAGUUUUCUUCACAUCCCAAACCAAGGCACAGUUCUCAGUGCUUGUGUGUAACAGGACGCAGCUGGCCUCAUGUGAAUCUGUUGGGAUGCACCAUUCAGUCUCUGUGGGCUGGAGGACAGAUGUAGAUUAUUCAGUUCCACUGCAGAUCUGUGAUAUCUACUGCGGUUUUCGUGGUCAGACAUACGGUGAUGGAAACCCAGCAAAGGCCAUGACACACAGAAUGAAGAGUGUGCAUUCCUUGCAUUGA